Molecule: messenger RNA, 979 nt
Organism: Scheffersomyces amazonensis
Lineage: Eukaryota; Fungi; Ascomycota; Pichiomycetes; Serinales; Debaryomycetaceae
Gene: CYC3
Product: holocytochrome c synthase
Exons: 1
Coding region: 100-915 (271 amino acids)
Biological process (GO): cytochrome c-heme linkage
Cellular component (GO): mitochondrion
Molecular function (GO): holocytochrome-c synthase activity
Source: RefSeq, a predicted model, not a curated record
CUUACCAGGUGAGGGAUAAAAAAAAAAUCCGUAACAUUAAGCUCAUCUGAUGGAAGCCCAGCAAUACAACCAUUAUAUAUUCUGUAGUAAUUUAGGAAAAUGGGUUGGUUUUGGGCAGACAGUACGGAUCUGAAAGAGGCUGCAAAAUGUCCGGUUGAUCAUACAAGUUUUCAAAAGACAUCUACCCCACAAGCUCUGGCUUGUCCUAUUGAUCACUCUUCAUUCAAAUCAUCUUCAGUAAGUGAAUGUCCUGUUGUUGGAGGUGAUGAAGUUCUUAAUCCUUUGAAUAAUAUGCCUAUGGCAAUCUCAUCGGAACUUGCACCUGGACAGAAGAUUAAGCUUUCUACUGAAAGAACCAUCUCUACUAUUCCUAGAGGUGAAAGUGAUGAUCAAGGUCUUUGGGAGUAUCCAUCACCUCAACAAAUGUUAAAUGCUAUGUUAAAGAAAGGUAAAGGGGAUGGAAUUCCUGAAGAUGCUGUUACAUCUAUGGUAGAAGUUCAUAACUUUUUAAAUGAAGGAGCUUGGCAACAAAUUUUACAAUGGGAAGAUAAGUAUACACAAGAUACUAGAGUAGAACCAAGAUUAUUGAAAUUUACUGGUAGACCUCAUGACUUAUCUCCAAGAGCUCGUAUGUAUUUAUGGUUGGGACAAGUAUUUCCAAAUACUUUCAAUACUCAACCACCUUUUGAUAGACAUGAUUGGACAGUAUUAAGAUCUUUGGGUAGAAACGAUGGUUGGAAACCUGUAAGAUACGUCAUUGACUAUUAUAGUGCUCCUGAUGAUGAAGAUACAGGAAUGCCAUCAUUUGUAUUGGAUACAAGACCGGCAUUGGAUAAUCCUCAAAAUGCUUAUGAUAGAUUCUCACAUUGGGCUUAUCCAUUAUAUAAAAAGGCCAUGGGAGAAUUUGACGAUUAAUGAACUUAAACAUACUAUAUCCUAUUUAUAUUAUUUAUUCGAUUUGUUUAGCUAACUAUGUACA